UUGUCAACAAAUCUUGUAAAAGCAGGUAAAUCGCAAGGUCUUCAUAAAAAAAAUCAUUGUUUUGGUCUGGCUGCAAAGGAUUAGGAUUUUAAAGCAGUAGAAUGUUUAAAUAGUUGUUUAAGGUUUAAAGGUAAAGUUGUUUAAUCAUUAAACGUCAGCAUUGUAGUUUUCAGAUAUAGCAGUGAGUGAGUGAGUCCAAGAUGAGUGGAGGUUUGGCACCAAGCAAGAGUACCGUCUACGUGUCCAAUUUGCCUUUCUCGUUGACCAACAAUGAUUUGCACAAGAUAUUCACUAAAUAUGGAAAAGUUGUUAAAGUAACAAUUGUGAAGGACAAAGAGACAAGGAGAAGUAAAGGUGUAGCAUUUGUGCUCUUCCUGGAUAAAGAAUCGGCUCACAACUGUGCUCGAGCACUGAACAACAAGGAGCUGUUUGGCAGAACUGUGAAAGCUAGCAUUGCUAUUGAUAAUGGGCGUGCAACUGAAUUUAUAAGGAGACGAAACUACACUGACAAGACAAGAUGCUAUGAAUGUGGGGAACCCGGUCAUUUAAGCUAUGCUUGCCCAAAAAAUAUGCUUGGUGAGAGGGAACCACCAAAGAAGAAAGUGAAAAAAAAGAAGAAGAAGCAGCUGGAAGACAAUGAACAGAUUGAAGAGGAAGAGAGUGAAGAGGAAGGUGAAGACCCUGCAAUGGACAGUCUGAGUCAAGCCAUUGCAUUCCAGCAAGCACGCAUUGAGGAAGAGGAGCAGAGACGCAAGCAAAUGGCACGGGACGAGAACCUUGUUUCUACAUCGGAGGACUCCAAAAAGCCAAGAAUCAAAAAGAGUGCUUACUUCAGUGACGAGGAAGAGCUCAGUGACUGAGAUCUAAAUGUGCGCCGAGUCAAAGGAUUGUUUUCAACUUUUUACCUGCUUGUGUUUCAUAUGCCAGUAAAACCUUCAGUGUUCCCCCCCUUAUUAAAAUCCCUAUAACAUGAUGUGAUAUGGUAGCUGCAAGGGAUGCAAUUAAUAUGUAAAAAUUACACCUACAUUCUUUUUAGGGGUACCUGAGCUGGCUCUGAAUUGAAUCUUUUACCUUACUUCGAGCAUUUAUGUUGGCAUUUUAUUCAUAUUGACUUUGAAGGUGGCUACUUAAUUUUAUUUCUUAUGUGUGCUGUGUAAAUAUAUGUCUGUUACAAAGUCUUGUCUUUAUGAUAUCAUUUGUGUAAAUAAACUAAAUAUUUCAGAAUCCAUG
Scleropages formosus (Asian bonytongue) is the source of this 1230-nucleotide messenger RNA. It is a transcript of the gene zcrb1, whose product is annotated as zinc finger CCHC-type and RNA binding motif 1. Gene Ontology annotation, molecular function: zinc ion binding; RNA binding. Gene Ontology annotation, cellular component: U12-type spliceosomal complex. The transcript is spliced from 7 exons. NCBI's taxonomy places the organism in Eukaryota, Metazoa, Chordata, Actinopteri, Osteoglossiformes, Osteoglossidae. Gene Ontology annotation, biological process: mRNA splicing, via spliceosome. The coding region runs from base 201 to 860 and encodes 219 amino acids. The record is from RefSeq and is a predicted model, not a curated record.